Messenger RNA from Echinops telfairi (small Madagascar hedgehog), 1281 nucleotides. Its product is annotated as zona pellucida sperm-binding protein 3-like. The coding region runs from base 1 to 1281 and encodes 426 amino acids. Gene Ontology annotation, biological process: positive regulation of acrosome reaction; egg coat formation; binding of sperm to zona pellucida. Lineage: Eukaryota; Metazoa; Chordata; Mammalia; Afrosoricida; Tenrecidae. The record is from RefSeq and is a predicted model, not a curated record. Gene Ontology annotation, cellular component: extracellular matrix. Gene Ontology annotation, molecular function: acrosin binding. The transcript has 2 exons.
AUGUCUGCUGGAUUCUUGAUCAGACACUGCCCCCACCCCAUCUGGUUCCUCCAUGAUGAAACCGGUAGCGCCGAGUCUUCCGUGCCCCCCACGCCCCCCUCACCUCCCGUUCUGGUGGAGUGCCUGGACACCCAGCUGGUGGUCACUGUCAGCAAAAACCUCUUUGGCGCCGGGAAGCUUGUGAGGCCUUCAGACCUGACCCUGGGCCCUGAGCACUGUAAGCCCUUGGCCUCCGAGGACACGGCCGCCGUGGUCAGGUUUGAGGUUGGCCUGCAUGAGUGUGGAAACCGUGUGCAGGUGACCGGCGAUGCCCUGGUGUACAGCACCUUCCUGCUCCACAGACCCCGCCCGGUGGGGAACCUGUACAUCCUGAGGGCUGACCCCGCCAAGGUCCCCAUCGAGUGCCACUAUCCCAGGCAGGGCAACGUGAGCAGCCAGGCCGUACUGCCCACCUGGGUGCCCUUCCGGACCACGGUGCUGUCUGAGGAGAAGCUGGAUUUUUCUAUGCGCCUGAUGGAGAAGGACUGGAACGCUGAGAAGAGGGACCCCACCUUCCGGCUCGGGGAGACGGCUCACCUUCAGGCAGAGGUCCGCAUGGGCAGCCACGUGCCACUCCGACUGUUCGUGGACCACUGUGUGGCCACGCCAAUCCCAGCCAGGACCACCUCUCCUCAUCACACCAUCGUGGACAUUCACGGCUGUCUCGUGGAUGGGCUUUCCGAUUCCGUCUCGGUGUUCCACGCCCCCCGACCCGGACCAGACACGCUCCAGUUCACGGUGGAUGUCUUUCACUUUGCCAAUGAUUCCAGAAAAAUGAUCUAUAUCACCUGCCAUCUGAAAGUCACUCCGGAUGAGCAAGCCCCAGACCGGCUCAACAAAGCCUGCUCCUUCAACAAGACGACCAAUAGUUGGCACCCUGUGGAAGGCACAAGUGACAUCUGUGAGUGCUGUAACCAGGGCAACUGUGGCACGCCGGAUCCUCCCAGGAGGCUGCCCCCUGUAGACCAGCUGUCGGUGAGCCAGUGGCAGAAGCUGGUAUCCCGCAAACAGAGAAAGGUGACAGAAGAAGCAGACCUUACGGUGGUGCCACUGAUCUUCCUGGGAAAGACUGGUGACCACAGUAGGGAGGGCUGGACCUCUGCUGCUCACAGCUCCGUGAGCCUGGCUUUAGGUCUGGUGGUGGUGGUGACCCUGAGCCUGGCUGCUGUGGUCCUGGGCCUUGCCAGGUGGCAGCGUACAAGCUCCUAUCCUGUGCUGUGUCCCGCGUAUGCUUCCCAAUAA